Molecule: messenger RNA, 1380 nt
Organism: Ornithodoros turicata
Lineage: Eukaryota; Metazoa; Arthropoda; Arachnida; Ixodida; Argasidae
Exons: 1
Coding region: 1-1380 (459 amino acids)
Molecular function (GO): zinc ion binding; nucleic acid binding
Source: RefSeq, a predicted model, not a curated record
AUGUCCAGAGGAUGUCCUAAAGACGUAUAUGGUUGUCUGGGUCGCAUUGAAAGGCAGUACCUGACCAAACUGAGGACAUUGCCUCCAAUUAAAACUCACAAAUAUUUUCGAGGGCUUAGGAAGCUAUAUGAUCAAGUCCAAGCAAACGUGCGCGGUCUCAAAGCACUGGGUGUGGAAAGCAGCUCCGUUGCAACAAUGCUGACAGAUACUAUCCUUUCAGCGUUGUCUACUGAAAUGGCCAUGGAAUAUUAUCGUGCUGAGAAGAGAGGCCAGCAGCUUGGCACAGCAAGUUUGGAAGGCAAUGGAGACGAGACCAAUGCCGGAGUGAGUACCGCUGGAAGAGAGAUUGUUGGAACUACGGAGUUAGAUCGAAUUCUAAAGUUUCUCCUAAUUGAAAUCGAAAGCUUUGAGCACCUCAAGUUCAAUGGAUGUGCCUAUGACGACAACGAGAUGAGAGGACGUCAGAGGCAAGGUGAUCGACAGAAUUCGAACAAUGGUGGAUUCAAGACACGACUGGCAGCGUCAGUUCUCCACACCACUGCUCGGGAAAUGACCAACAAGUGCAUAUUUUGCAACACCUCGCGACACAUAACGGAGCUGUGCGACGCAGACAUCCCGCUGGCAGAGAAGAAAACUACUCUUGCAGCUCAAAAGCGAUGCUUCCGUUGUACGAAACAUGGACAUCAUGCAAGAAUGUGUAGGAAGAAAAUAACCUGCUCUGCAUGCGGAGAAAGGCACGUAAGGACGAUGUGCUAUCCUUUGUGGAAACCAAGUGAACAGACAAAAGUGAAAGAAGUCGUCAGUACUAGCAUGCACACGAGUGGGACUGGCGAAGAUGUGAAGACAGGUACUGUCGUCUUACUUCAAACGUUCAGGGCAUGGGCCGUAGCUGAAGGUCGCAGUCUAUAUCUCAGGGGAGUCAUUGACGGCGGUAGUCAACGAACCUUCGUGCGCCAAGAUAUUGCCAGAGAACUGAAUCUUCCUUCUGCCGGAGAAAUAGACGUCACGAUCAAUACUUUCGGGAACAGGACUUCCAGAAGGGAGAGGCAGCGUCGGCGUUUGAUCAAACUGUGCUUACGCAGUCAAUACGGAGGGGAAGUACAUCUCUUUGAAGCAAUCGAGGUACCAUUCAUUUGUGAAGAUCUUGUGACAUGCCCAUUGGAUAACGAGGACGUGCGCACUUUUCUUCUAAGUGAAGAGAAACUAGCCGAUGAGUGUCGCUUCUCAGGGGUACGGACAGAAGAUGGAAUUGGCGUGCUUUUAGGCUCUGAUCAAAUGUGGAAGAUCAUGACGAGGCAGGUGCGGCAAAGCAACGCCCAGAAUAAUCUUGUUGCCAUCAACACUUCUGGGUUGGACUUUUCAAGGACCGGUAUCAGUUAG